This is a messenger RNA of Anthonomus grandis grandis, 1936 nucleotides long. RefSeq lists its product as uncharacterized. Gene Ontology annotation, cellular component: nucleus. Lineage: Eukaryota; Metazoa; Arthropoda; Insecta; Coleoptera; Curculionidae. Bases 587 to 1936 code for a protein of 449 amino acids. The transcript has 2 exons. Gene Ontology annotation, molecular function: DNA binding. The record is from RefSeq and is a predicted model, not a curated record.
AGCGACAAUGAGUACCAGUGAGACGGGGUACAUUGAGACAUGUCUCAUUGUUACCCAUAUAUUAUUAAAAAAUAUAGAAUUUCAUAAAAAAAGUGUUCAGAAUGCCGAGAAAUCCACCAAGGAAAACAAACUAUGGAACAUUUUCCGAGGAAACUAUGAAAAGGGCAGUUGAAGCUGUGCUUAGCGGACGUAGCACUAGAUCUGUUGCAAAACAAGAAAAUUUAAGUUUCCAGACCUUAUCUAGAUAUGUGCGAAAGAGAAAAUUCAGUCAGGAUGAAUUAAUUCGGUAUACACCUAAUUAUGUAGUAAAUAAAGUAUUUAAUACCGAGCAAGAAAAAAUGCUGGCUAAUUAUAUUAUUAAAUGGUCUCAGAUAUUUUAUGGGCUCCCUCUUCGUGGUUGCCGUAAAUUGGCUUAUGAGCUAGCAUUCGUAAACCAUUUUAAGAUGCCUCCAAAAUGGUCCGUUAAUAAAAGGCAGGAGAGGAGUGGAUGAGAAAUUUCAUAAAAAGAAAUCCAAAUGUUUCUUUAAAAAACUCCAGAAGGAUGUAGUCUAUCACGGGCACAUCCUUUAAUAGGCAUAACGUUAAUAUGUUUUUUAAUAACUUAUACAAAGCAAUGAAAUGCAACGAAACAUUUGGCGAUGGGACGCGUAUUUUUAAUCUUGAUGAAACGGCUACAGUGACUGUUCAAAAAUCGGCUAAAGUUACAAGUGGAGAAAAGGGCGUUCUUGUAACAACAUGUAGAAUAGUAAGUGCUGCAGAAAAUCAUCUCCCUCCUGCUAUGGGUUUUCCACGGGUUUACUUCAAAGAACACAUGAUUGUUAGUACUCCGCCUGGUACUUUAGGUCUGGCGUAUCCAUCUGGUUGGAUGAAUGCCGACUUGUUUUUAAAAGUAAUGGAGCCCUUUAUUAAGCACACCUCUAGUUCGAAAGAAAAUCCAAGUCUUUUACUUUAUGACAAUCAUGAGAGUCAUCUAUCCAUCCAGGUUAUCAAUCUUGCUAAGAAAAAUUGCGUCACUAUUGUGACAUUUCUACCACACUCGACCAAUAAGAUGCAACCUUUAGACGUUGGAAUUUUUAAGCCUUUCAGUAUUGCUUAUAAUGCUGCUAUAGAUAGCUGGCUGAUGCAUCAUCCUGGAAAGCCAGUUACCAUUUAUCAAGUUGCAGGUUUUGUGGGGGAAGCAUAUCAAAAAGCAAUGACUUCAGCAAAUAUUACCUCCGCUUUUAAAAAAUGCAGAAUAUUUCCCUUUGACAGAGAAAUAUUUACAGAUAUUGACUUUUUGCCAUGCUCAGUCACUGAUAGACCUCAACUAGAACUGGGUAAUCAAACUCCUCCUCGGGAACCAAUUGAUGAUCAAACUAAACUAAACGCAAAUAGAUUUAUAACCUCGGAAGAAAUUCGCCAGUUUCCUAAAGCUGAGCCGAGAAAAGAGACAUCCAAAGGUAGACGAAAGGGAAAAAGCAUGAUACCCACCGAUACUCCCGAAAAACUUGAGCUGGAAGAAAGACAGGUUAAAAAAGCAAUACAUUCAAGCUCAAUAGAUGUACGGAAAAAGAAAAGUGUAAAGCGAAAGAUUCAGGACCGUGAUGAAGAUGAUGAAGAAUGGCAUUCUGAUGCAUCAUCUGAACAUCUUGAACCUGAAGUGAAUCCAAGAGUGGAUCCCACAGCAUUUGAAGAUCUGUCAAAAUUUCCAGAGGUUGAGGAUUAUGUUCUGGUUGAAUUUAAACCAGAAAACAUAAAAUCAAAGCCUGUUUACUACAUAGGAAAGGUGCUUUCUUAUGUUACUGAGACAAAUGAGGCGAAUAUUAGUUUUAUGAGGAAAAGCCAAAAGACUGGUUCAAAAUUUUACUUUCCCGUUAUCCCAGACAUUGCCACAAUGCCAGUUAAGGACGUUAAAAUGAUUUUACCAAGACCCCUUAAUUACCGUUAUACUAAGUGA